UCCCCGACAAGGAAGUACCAAGCUUCUGCAGCCAGCAACCCGCGACACAGCAAAGAGACCGGACACUAUUCUCUGUAGAUAACCAUCAUGAGACCGUCUGUGAUGAUCACUCUCCUUGUCCUGGUCUUGGCCGCGCAAUGCAACGCAAAGAAAAAGGGGAAACUUACAAAAGAGGUUGCUCGGCAUCUUCUUGGGCAUUGGACGACCAAGAGGGUGACUUUCAUGGGACACUCAUGCAAGAUUGAAGUGGAGCAUAGGUUCUCCCACUGGACUGUGUACCACCAGUGCACUUUCACCUGUGACCAUUGGCCUAAUAUCACAGGCAAAGGUAAACGUGCUUACUUGUGAUUUCCUAUCCUCUUUGUUUUUCUUCCUUCUACCCCUCUCUUUCUCUUGCCUUACACUUA
Messenger RNA from Penaeus vannamei (Pacific white shrimp), 407 nucleotides. The record is from RefSeq and is a predicted model, not a curated record. Lineage: Eukaryota; Metazoa; Arthropoda; Malacostraca; Decapoda; Penaeidae.